This is a messenger RNA of Sitophilus oryzae (rice weevil), 718 nucleotides long. RefSeq lists its product as uncharacterized. The transcript has 3 exons. The record is from RefSeq and is a predicted model, not a curated record. Bases 76 to 579 code for a protein of 167 amino acids. Lineage: Eukaryota; Metazoa; Arthropoda; Insecta; Coleoptera; Curculionidae.
UAUUACUGGUUGCAUACCAAAAUAAACAAAUUUACAUAAAUAUUCGAUUGAAAUUUUCUACAUAGCAAAAUAAACAUGGAAAGUGGAAAAAUAAGCAUUAAAUUAAAGAUAAAACGAUACGAUCUUUCAGACGCUCCAGAGACAAACAUAAAAACCUUAGAUAUUUUUCCAAAUAUGGACUACCCCUCGAUAACUACGUCUUUAUUUAAAGUUUGCGAAGCUUCUCCAGAGAAAACAGUUCUUAAAAUAAGAAACGAAGAAGGAUUUUUAGUACCGGUCUCAUUUUUGAUUGAAGAUCCUGAACCGUUUUAUUAUAUUGAUGUUGCCACUAUAUCUUGUUUCGGUCAAAGUUCAAAUAGUUUACUGCAAGAUGCCUACGUCGAUUCUGUAUGUAACAAAGUUAAAUCUCUCGAAUCUAGAAUAGCUCAAACAGAAUUACUGAUGCCGCAAUUGGAGUGGAGAAGGCAAGCUUAUAUGGAAGAUACUGUAUCGGGACUACUCAACAAAGUACAGUUUUUAAACCGUAGAUUUGACGAACUAUAUCCUCAAUACAAAGCUGCAAGAAACAUUUCUACCUGAACACUUUUAAAAUAUUUUUAUAAUUCUCUUUUGUGAUAUUAUUUAUACCCAUUUAUUUAUAUAUUUUUAUUCUCACAAAUAUUAUUAUCUGAUGUACACCAAAACAAGAAUAAUGUCAAUAAAGGCAUGAUGUUCCUUA